AAAUAGGCCCUGUCUCAAAUUUUAAAAAAUCAGUCCCAGUCCGAGUACUCCAAAAAGCCGUGCGGAGCAGUCCCUUACUCCUGCUUUGCCGAUAUCGUGAAAACCCCACGCCAAAAACGAAAAACGAACUCCAGACGGGCGACGCCGCGACGGCCAUCUUCACUGCCGGACGGCCAGGACAGGACAGCGCACGGCGGCUGCAGGCUGCUACUCUAAAUCCUCUAAUUUCUCUUUGUCAUCAAACAAGCUAAAAGCUAUCCCUCUUAAUAAGAAGAUACUUUUGAAGUUUUGAGAAGAGGAGAUUUGGGGUUUUUUCGUAACAUCAAAAAGGAGAAGUGCUGCCUAAGUCAAUAAAGGCACAAGUGGUUAAGAGUGGUGAUAUAUAAGUUAUUUACACAAGGCGUACAAUAAAAACAGAUAGGAGGAAAAAGAAAAAAAGGAAUGGCAGACAAACCUAGCAGAGGUCUAGUGCUGUAUGGAGAUGGACUGGCCCGAUCCGUAUUGCCAUCUCAUACCCAUCUCCAUUCUCUUGCUUCUCGGGCCUGCUCUGGCUUCUUGUCUCUCCCUGACUCGUCUCCUUCAGAAAAUGAGGAUGCAAGAAUAGUCAGAGAAUUUGCAGAGCUACUUGAUUCAAGGGAAGCUUAUAAUAAAAUGAAUGAAGAAGAUAUUUCUGAACUGAGAUCUCAGAAGACGCUUCUGAAGAUGACUAUAUCUCAUAGGUUCAUGGGGAUGAAAGCGGCUAUUGUGACUGACAAUCCAAUACUGAAGGCGUUCUGCGACCGGCUUGGCUUGACCACGUUUGGGGCACAUGGUUUACUACACUGCAAUAGCCUGGAAGUCAAACCACCUGUAUCGGCCUUGGAAUUGCUAGGGCUUCAAUAUGGGAAGGUUUCAGAGAUGAGCCGAUUUGAUUUAGUUAUUCUUCAUGUUGAAAGCAUAGAAGAUAUCAAUGGCCUGGUAGGUGAGUUGUUAAUAAGGAUGGCCCAACCCGGGACUGAAGUUGGGUCCCGGUUGCACCUAUCUGUUGUAUUGAGCUUUGGGGCAGUUUCAGACAACGAAGGUUCCAAGUUUUCUUUUUGUAACAACAUUAGAAAUGAGAGUAAUUCCCAGCUUCCCAUGCUUUUCCCAUGCCAAAGUUACACAAUGAAAGGUGGAAAAACGCGUGAGAAUGUUAGGCAUCAUUGUCCGAUGUUAGUUGCUCAAUGGCAAGACGGUGUAACUAGGAAGGAUGCCGUUGGAGCAUUUUCAUUUGAAGAUAUUAAAGAGGAGGGUGGAAAUCUCGUGAUUCCAGCUGACAGGUUCCUACACGAAUUGGCAUUUAAGCUUUGGAAAGCUCCAAAAUAUGGAGCGUGAAGAUCCACAUGUUUCCUUUUCUUUGGCAUACGAGGC
Messenger RNA from Cuscuta europaea, 1389 nucleotides. Lineage: Eukaryota; Viridiplantae; Streptophyta; Magnoliopsida; Solanales; Convolvulaceae. The record is from the annotation of a GenBank genome assembly.